Molecule: messenger RNA, 1862 nt
Organism: Seminavis robusta
Lineage: Eukaryota; Bacillariophyta; Bacillariophyceae; Naviculales; Naviculaceae
Source: the annotation of a GenBank genome assembly
CCACACAAACCAUCGGCUGCAGUCAGUUGUUCGUUCGGUCCUUUCCUUCUUGUAUGGCAGGGAUAGAACCAUGCCGUAUAUCAAGAAAACUUCCCAUAAUGUUUGCAAAGGCAGUGGUCGCUGUGCGAAACUCUGCUUUUUGCCCCUGAUUAUCCUCUUUGGCUGUACCGCUCUAGUAUUCGACCUGGCCAAUUUGGGUCGUGGCGUCAAAGUCCAACAAGAGCAAGAAAUGCAACACAAAUUGGCUGGACUCAAUUGUGAUGCCUAUGGGGGUCCCUCUGAAGAGGUCGCUCAAGAACUGGUGUAUUGGGAAGAUAUACCCUCCGAUGCUACCUACGUGUCUCCCUUCAAAAAACGGAAUGAGGGACCCAAACAGUACCUCACCUUUGAACCGGAUGGAGGGGGUUGGAACAAUGUCAGGAUGAACAUGGAAACUGUCCUAGCCAUGGCGUAUGCAAUGGGACGGACACUGGUGUUGCCACCAGAACAAGAGUUUUAUCUACUUGGGGCACGCAAGGGAAAGAAUGGAGAUUCCCAACAACGGCAAUUCUCCUUCAAUGACUUUUUUCACAUGGAAUCCAUUCGCAAUGAACAUCCUGGUCUAGACAUUAUCACCAUGAAGGAAUUCCUGGAACAAGAAGCCAUGGCAGGAAAUCUACGCAAUCAACAAAAUGGUAGUGUUGUCUUUCCACCACAAAAUCAAACGGACUGGAAUGGCGUCGGACGAAGACCACGAGGACCACUCUGGGAAUUCCUCCGCUCCACAACCGGACACGUGGCCAUUUGGAAACCAGAAGAAUGUAUGGCUGCAUUUCCCACCAGUCCUGAUCCGCAGGCAACGCAAAGACUGUGGGACAUCAAACAGCAAGUGGAACAAGAACAUGAAGGGAGUUUUCCCAUGCCUAGCGCCUACAUUGGCAAACCAGUCCCCGUCAAUGCCAGUGCUAAAGAACGCAUGAUGGAGAAUUGGUCGCGACGGAAAACACUGUGUCUAUACGACAAUACACUCCAAAACACACAAUUCAUUCAUUUUCCAUCCGAUUACCGAUUGGGAGCACGGUUGUUGGUGCAUUUUUAUGCCUUUUUAUUCUUUGAAGAUUGGCAGCAAGACUUGCAUAUGAAACGAUUCGUGCGGGAUCAUGUCCGGUACGUCGAUCGGAUACAAUGUGCUGCGGCACGAGUGAUAGAGGCGCUACGAGAACGAGCCCGCAACAAUCCCGCUGUGGCAGGCCAAAACCCCAAGGGGGAAUACGAUGCCUUUCAUAUCCGUCGUGGCGAUUUUCAAUACAAAGUGACCCGAGUGGAUGCUCGUCAAAUCUACGAAGUGAGCAAGAGCAAAUUGCAAGAAGGACAAACAAUUUACAUUGCGACUGAAGAACGCGACAAAAAGGGUUUCUUCCAACCUCUCCGAGAAAAGUAUGACAUUGUCUUUCUGGAUGACUUUCGUGAUGUCCUUGGCGAUGAUUUCAACACCAAUUUUGAUGGAAUGGUGGAUCAGUUGGUUGCAUCCCGGAGUCGAACCUUUUUUGGUUGUUGGUUCUCAGCGUUUACGGCAUACAUCAAUCGACUGCGAGGUUAUCAUUCCACGCAUGAAAGGGCCCCGGGAUAUGAAGAGGGCAUUCACAAUAGUUGGUACUACGCCCCCGAAGACCGAUACGAUCAAAUGCAGACCUACUAUCCCAUCCUUAACUACAAUCCUGGGCAUGCUUAUAUUGAACGGGAAUUUCCCACCUCGUGGAGGCUUAUUGACACGGGAAUUGGGGAUUUGCCGGCGCAGGUAGAGUAGUGUCAAAAGCAAUGGGAAGAAGAUUGCAGUGGGCAUCAAUAAUAACAACAGCUAAUGAACCGCAUUCCACCCUUCG